CUUUUAGUAACAAAAUAUCAUUACGCGGGUAUACAUUGUGCUUAAAAAAAAGAAAAGAUCUAAAAAAGAAAUAUAUCCAUCUAAUUAGUACUGAUGUGGGUUUCGUAAUUAUUUUUUCCAUACGUAUUCAAAAAUUGACGAAAUGACUGAAAUAAUAAGAAAAAUAUGUCACGGAUAUAUAUAUUUGUUUGAAGAAUUACCAGAUCCCAGAACAAAAUCGUUGUUUCUGGUAGCGAAGCCGUAUCAAGGGAUAGUAUUGCUCUCUCUCUACCUCAUGUUCGUAUUUAAAUGGGGACCGAAUUGGAUGAAGAACAGGCCACCUUACAAUUUGCAAAAAAUCCUCAUGAUUUACAAUGCUGUACAAGUAUUAGCUUGUGCGUUAAUUUUCAUUGUUGGAAUUAGAGUAUUGCGGGACCAGAAUUACAGAUGGGUGUGCCAGCCUGUCGACUUUUCCGACAACGAGGACGCGGUGAUGAUAACUCGUCUUUUCUAUUUCUAUUAUUUACUUAAAAUCUUAGACCUCACUGACACUAUAUUUUUUGUUUUAAGAAAGAAAGUCAAUCAAGUGACGUUCCUCCACGUGUACCACCACGCGGGAAUGGUCGCAUUGAUUUGGGGCACGACAACAUAUUACCCUGGAGGACAUCCAGCUUUGAUUGGUAUUAUAAACUGUUUUGUACAUGCCAUUAUGUACACUUACUACUUCUUGACUGUUGCGGUCCCCAGUGUGAAGCAAGUUUCCAGCUGUAAAAAAUAUAUAACUCAACUGCAAAUUCUCCAGUUUCUUAUGACUAUCAUCCAUAUGAGCACGAUCGUCUUCAGGCCGGACUGCGAGUUUCCGAGAUGGACGGCAGCAAUAUUUUUGCCACAAAACAUCUUUAUACUUAUACUUUUCAUGGACUUUUAUAUAAAAAGUUACAUAAAAAAACAAACAGCUUUAGUAAAGCCGCGAGUUUUAAACGAAAUUUGUGAUAAAGCAAGAGAAACUGUAGAAACUGUAGAAGACAAAGAUAAACUAAAUAAUGGUACAAUAUUCGAAACGUCUAUAAUAAAUCGCAAACAAGCGUGGCGUUCGAAAGGUAUUGCAAGGACAUAAAACUUAUCAUAAAGAAAGUUAUUUUUUUUUGGUUAAUAUUUAUUUUAUUUUUCGAACUUUAAUGACUCUUUUACCUGCUUAAAUAAUACAUGAUGUUUUUGUUUU
Papilio xuthus (Asian swallowtail) is the source of this 1201-nucleotide messenger RNA. RefSeq names its product elongation of very long chain fatty acids protein 7. The transcript has 6 exons. Bases 143 to 1096 code for a protein of 317 amino acids. Gene Ontology annotation, molecular function: fatty acid elongase activity. Lineage: Eukaryota; Metazoa; Arthropoda; Insecta; Lepidoptera; Papilionidae. Gene Ontology annotation, cellular component: endoplasmic reticulum membrane. The record is from RefSeq and is a predicted model, not a curated record. Gene Ontology annotation, biological process: fatty acid elongation, monounsaturated fatty acid; sphingolipid biosynthetic process; very long-chain fatty acid biosynthetic process.